CAGAGAUCCUAGAUUUUCCAACUAUCACGGAAUCUUGGACAUUUUGGCUUGCAGCGGGGUCCUUCAUCUCACGAUGUCCACUGGCUGGAAUGCUCCCCGGCUGAGUCUCAGGCCGUCUCUUUCACCCAAGCCUUCUUCUCGGACAGCCUCCACAUUUUAUGAGAGGAGCCCUCUUCAGUCCUGGAGCAUUGCCUCCCACAGUGAAUGCAACACAACCAUGGACGCGUCCCAGAGGUAUCUGGAGCCAGUAACACAGGCAGCUGCAGUUUAUGCGCCGCAGCUGGGGCGUGGCAGCCAAGCACAACCCAGAUGCACCAGCCCUGACUUCCCACGCCAUGAAGGACAACGUGCCUCGCGUGCGGGAUCAGAGGCCUCAUCAGUUGCUCGUAGCAGCACUUUUGAGGAUGCCACAGCUUUUGGCACAGAGGCUGAGAUUCAUUGGCCAAGCCUGCCUCCAGGAUCCCUGAUGUUGGAUCCGGAGCCAGCUGAACAGAUCCCUCGUCCAUCUUUGUCUCUCAUCGAAUCAGACUUAGAGGAGCUCUAUGCUGCAGCCAGGGCACCACAUUUCAGGACUCGCAAUCGUCCGGGAAGUUCACAAAUCAAAGAGGUGGAGACAUGCGGGGAGCCGGAGGACCGUUUGCGUCGCGUGGAGCCAGCAUUUUCAAGGCCCAGCAACCAGGGCAGAGAUUGUUCAAGCAGGACUUCUUUGCGGUGCCCGUGCUGUUUUCAGCCGGCACCAGUACGCAGAAAGUCUGGUCCUGGUGCACGAGCUGAGAUGCUUGCACAGGACAGCUGCGCCUCUCCUGCAGAACCAAGUCACCCGCGCUCUGGGAGAAGGCUUACAGCACAGCCGAAUGUGCAGAACCAGAUGCAGCAUACAGAGAUGUGUGCGCAGGAGAAGCUGGAGAACUUUCGGAUGGGGGCCUUCGGGCAGAUGCCAAAUCGUGACAGAGCUUGCAGCCAAUUGGCGGCUGAAGCCUCCUCGCAGACUGCGCGGAGCAAAACAAGACAAACAGAAGUCGUGAUGCCAAAGUGGGAGGAGGCAGAUGUUUUCGCAGAGCCUGGGCUGGAGCUGCAGCAGUUGGCGCAAAAGAGGCGGUCGAUGACAAAGGCGCUGAGAAAAAGACUGCAGCACAUGGAGAAACACUGCGGCAUACUCUCGGAGGACUAUCAGCGCUUGGCGGGUUUGGAUACAGAGCUCUACAGAGUUGUGGCAAAUUUGCGGCAUGCGUUUGCCAGAGAGCAAGAGGCCUUGGCUGACAGGCGCCACAGUGCAGGGCCUGAACUGUGCAGGUCUCGCACAGAUUUCACAAAGGGCUCCAAUUGAAGAUGCUCCCUGAAGAUUCAUGGUGGCCGUAUAGCUGAGCAACAGACCUUCACACAGGUGUCCCGGCCUUCAAUCCACUACGGUAGGACCUGCUGCACCCUGUAGCACUUGGGUCCCUGCUACGCUACAUGGCCAUUCGAGCAUUAAUGCUUUGCUUGCCGCAUUCAGCUGGGUGUGAAGAGCGCGCCUGGAAGCGUCGGCAAAAUAUGCCUGGCAAAGGCAUUUUAUAUUGGACAUGGACAAAGGCAUUUGAAUGCGAGGCCUUGUCCUAGUGUGAACAGCCAAAGAAGCCCAGACCAAGAAAAAGGU
Durusdinium trenchii is the source of this 1636-nucleotide messenger RNA. NCBI's taxonomy places the organism in Eukaryota, Dinophyceae, Suessiales, Symbiodiniaceae. The record is from the annotation of a GenBank genome assembly.